Messenger RNA from Anopheles merus, 8247 nucleotides. Its product is annotated as AF4/FMR2 family member lilli-like. The transcript has 5 exons. The coding region runs from base 1535 to 4975 and encodes 1146 amino acids. Lineage: Eukaryota; Metazoa; Arthropoda; Insecta; Diptera; Culicidae. The record is from RefSeq and is a predicted model, not a curated record.
GUGACGGAAAAUAAUCUAUCCGCAACACGCAAUUUUGUUCGAGUGUGACGUUUUUAUCAAUCCUUUUUUUUUCGUUCGUCUUUUUUCUGUUUUGUUCAAAAGGGCGCGCGCGAUAACGGUACGCCCACUUCGGUGUUGCGCGAACCCCUGCUUUCCGGCGCCAUUUCUCCCUCCCUGUGUGUGUGUAGAGACUGUGUGUAUGUCCUAAAUCGCAAAAGGGAAAGAAAAUCGUCGCGAAAAGUGGCGUGUGUGUGUGUGUGUGUGUGUGAGUGUGUGUAACCCCUUUCUUGUGCUUUACUCUUGGUGCAAUUGUGAAGCAAGGAGAAGAAAGAAAAAAAGCGCUGCCGCUGCCCAUUCGUCCCCCUUCCCCAGUAUUCUUUUGCGUUGCCGCGGCUUAUUAGAGUGAAAGAGAAAGAGCGAGAAAGAGAAGGAGCGGUUCGAUGUGAGAAUUCCGCGGGCGAAAUAGACGAACCGCCCCAGAGACCACGGCCGCGGCAUUUCCAACUCCGCGUGGGCUUGCUCUGGUGCUAUUGGUAUUGGUGCACGGAAGAGUUUUGUAUGUGUGUGCGUGUGUGCGUGAAUAGAAGAACGCUGCAUUCCGGGCGAAAGUGGUGUGCGUACACAGUCCCGCAAAGGGCCUCCGAAUAUCCCCGUCUCUUUCUUGCUACACAAGCCCUUACGGGGCGGGCGCCGCAAUCGAGGCUGCACCGUUGCGUGUGCGUACAGUGUGUGCGCGCGCGUGUGUGUGAGUGUGUGUGAUAUCGUAGAGCCGCUGAUGCUGCUGCUUGUGCUUGGGCACACGGUCGAGAGAGCGUACAUCCAAGCACACACAGCCAAAGCGGACGGAAGAAGGGCAAGAUCGCUGAUACACCACGGCGGUGCUGUUUUGGAGCACAUUGAUUGUGCGUUCCCGGCGUGUGUGCGAGUGUGUGCUUUUCACUGGCGGUGUCUCUGCUGCUACAACAAGACGACGGCGGAUGGUGUCAUGGUCGUGUGCAGAAGGAACAAGCUAGUAGCCGCCUAAAAUUGACACCCACCAACGCUAGAAGAGAAGGCACGUCCAAAACCAAACGCGCAGGAAGGUGAGCUGUCGGUGCUGCACCCCCCGGUCUCUCAUCGCAGCAGCCCGCGUCCCCUUACUUGCUCGAUGCCGCUAGCAGCAGCCACUGCAACCGUGCGCAUUCCAUCAUACGGCUGUGGAUUGAAAACAUCUUCCCGAAGGCGAAGACGGCGACGAACAGCAGCAGCAGCAGCAGCAGCAGCAUCUGUGCUAGAGCAAAUUUCCAACGCGCCAAGACACUAACCACAAUCAUUCGCUGCAAUCGAGCGAAAGAAAGAGAGAGAGAGUACGAGAGAAAAGUACGCAUUAAAAGAAAGUGCGACGCACUAUUGCCGCGCGCGACGGCCCAACUUUUACAACUUCCACGCUAAGACGCGCUAACAACGCACUCGUGUCUCGGUUUAACAUAUCGACAGUUACAGAGAGAGAAGGAGGAAGCACAGCGAAGGCGAACGUCGACUAGAAGAAGGAAAAAUGCAGAAGAAAAUAAUACAGCAGCAGUUACCGCAAGUGCGGAAGGUCUUCACGACCACCACGGCCCAGCAGCACCAUAGCCAGCAGCCGCAGCAUCAGCAGCAGCAGCUGAACGCGGUGAAAAAGAUCAACAGCCUGCUGCAGAGCGGAUCGGUCAGCGUGACGGGCAUUCCGUCCGGCCAGCAGCAGCAGCGCAUCAUACACAAGAAACCCCUCACCCCGGUCACGGUGUCGAGCGCGAGCAACAACAGUUUCGCGGGCAGACCACCGCACAAAUGCUACAUCUGCGGGGAGAAUGCGGGCGCAAACGCGACCCUCAUCUCGGAAGCAUCCACCACGACCACGCAAACCGAGUACGUGGUCAAGCUGGCGAAGGUGAUCGGCUCGGACUACUCGGUCGUGCUGACGGUGGAGGACGUGAUCUGUCGCCGGUGCAUCAUGCUGCUGAACCAGUACGACAAGCUCGAGUCGGAGCUGGACACGCUGCGCGGCACGCUGCUCGGGUUCAUUCACAAAAAGAACAACAUCCCGGACGAUGCGGAUGCGUCCGGCAUGCUCGGUUCGCCGCCGUCCAAGAUGCCGAAGCUGACGCCCAUCAGCUCGGCCGGUAGCGGUGGCACGGUGUCCACACCGAUCGGGAACGUGAUGUACAAGGUGGCUAGCGGCGGGCAGCAGCAGGUGGGCGAAAACUUCCUGUCCACGUCCGGGUCCGAUCUGAACACCAGCAAUACCUCCGACGUGGAAGCUCAGCUGACGAGCAUGUUCGAGAAGGGCUCGACGGCAUCGCCCGGCACGUCCGGCCAGCAGCAGCAGCCCGUCAAGCAGCACAUCGUCGUGACCACGAACAAUGGCGGCAUGGUGGGGGCAGAAAACGCGACAGGAGGCACCACCACCACCACCGUCGGUGGGCUGGCCGCGAACCGGAAGGGCACCAAGAUGUACAAGUGCAUACCGUGCGGAUUCAAAACGACCGACCUGUCCCAGUUCCAGCCCCAUUACGCGACCUGCCCGCCGCGGCUCGCCGGGCUCGCCGCGCAGAACGCGAACAGCCCGAACGCGACCGCCAACACCACCACCACCACCACCACCACUACCACGACCGGGUACCGGUGCAAGCUGUGCAAGCUUGUGUUUGCCAACGUCGCCUUGCUGAAGCAGCACAGCCUGCAGGAGCAUCAGCAGCAGAUGCAGCAGUCCCAGCAGAAGACGAUCGUCACCACCACCACCGCGUCGUCGGCGGCAGCGGCCGGUGCCGUGACGCAACAGGACCACCACCACCAGCAGGGCUCAACCGGCGGCAGCACCGUCUACUCCUGCACGGUGUGCAACACGUACAAGACGACGGACAAGCAGGCGUACGACGACCAUCUGCGGAAGCACAUCAAGCUAAAGCCGUUCAAGUGUCGCGUCUGCCUGAUGCGCUUCGAAACCCGCGAACAGGCGUCGAUCCACGCGAAACAGCACCAGCCGGACUAUUUUAAGUGCGGCAUCUGCAACGUAACGUUCAGCAAGCGCGAGCAGCUGAUGAGCCAUCUCGAGGUGCACGAGUCGGCCAAGAAGCCGGUGAAACAGCCGGCCCAGCAGCAGCAGCAGCAACAACAACAGCAGCAGGAGCAACUGCAACAACAGCAGCAACAGCAGCAGCAACAGCUCGCGACCGUAACCGAUUCCUCCACGCAGAAGCUGCUCCAGGCGUCGAUCGACGAAGCGCUGCGGGGCACGAUCAGCGAAUCGAUGGGCGACUCGAACGUCAUCCAGUUCUACACCUGCAACUCCUGCUCACUCACAUUCCUGAGCGAACCGCUGUACACGCAGCACAUCAAGACGCACACGGCGGGCACUGCAGCAGCAGCAGCAGCACCGGCUGCGAUAGCUUCGGGCGUCGAGCAGCAGCUGCAAGCGCACCAGGGCCACCAGUCGCAGCAGCUAAUGCAGCUGAACAGUGGCACCGGAGGCGUGCGGAAAUCGAUUGCCACUUCCGCCGCCGUCGUGAACAAUGCGUCCUCGACGGAUGGCACUAGCAGGAUGAUCACGACGACGAGCGGCAGCAGCAGCAACACCACCACUGCUAACAGUGGGUCAAACGCUGGCUCGAACACAAUUACCGACGGCGAUCUCGAGAGCAUCUUCGAGCGAAUGCACUCCGAAUCGAAGGGAUCCGAUUCGCGCACGUCGACGACGACAACCACGACGACGGAGAGCAACAACGUGAUCAUAACGAAUCAGGACGGUUCGACCGGAAACAUUACGUUUAACAUUACGCUACCCCAGCAGGAAGAUGGAACGUACGAGCAGCAGCAGCAGCAGCAACAGCAGGAACAGCAACAGUCCGUAGGGAUCGAUAUGCCAACGCUCGACCAAGGAGACGAUCAGCACCAGAAGGAAGAGCAGCAGCAACAGCAGCAACACAUGCAAAGCAUGCCCGUCAGCAUGCCCAGCCUGGACGAUGACGGCGAGCAGUCGCAGAACAGCCAAAACUCCAACACGGAGAACGUGCCGAUGGAGCUGGAGGACAUGCAGGGCGGCGAGGGCCAGCAGAUCAACCUGAUCCUGAACGAUGGGCAGGUGCUGCAGCUGGACAAUCACAUCCUGACGACGGACGCGGAGGGCAACCAGAUACUGGUGCAGGGCACGGACUCGGAACAGAUCCAGCAGCUGCUGCAGAGCGUCGGCGUGGUGAUGCAGGGCGGCGAGGGACUGGGCGAGGGCGAAACGCUGCAGAUGAUUAGCGGCGACGGCAACAACCAGAUGAUACUGGUGCAGGGGGCCGACGGGCAGGAGCAGCUGAUCGACGCGUCGCUGCUGAACGCGGACGGCAACAUCGUCAUCCAGCAGUCGCAGGAGGGCGAGCUGAACGCGGAGGGUACCCACAUUACGACCGAGGACGGGCUGCAGAUCCCCGUCUCGGUCGCGUUCACCACGGCCGGCGGCGAGGCGGGCCACGAGGGCCAGCUCACCGUGUCGAUGGCGGACGGUGGCGAGCAGCAGCUGCAGCUGCACCUGCAGCAAGCGGCCGAAGGAGAGGAUGGGCAGCAGCAGCAUCACCAUCAUCACCACCAUCACCACGGUGGGGAUGGCGGCGGUGGUGACCAUCAGCAGCAGGGAGCGAUCCUUACCGAGAGUGGACAGAUCAUCCUGCAGGCGAAGGAACACGACGAGGAGGCGACCAUGAAGGUGACCGGCGAGGAGAACGGUUCGGCCAUCGCCAGUGAGGAGGGGGCAGCGGCGGCGGCCGCGGACGGCGGUGGCCAGACGAAUGGUGGGGGCGCGGAAACGACGAACGGCUCGAACGGCACAACCGUGACCACGACGACGACAGCUACCUCCGGGACGGCGGGUACGAACGUCGUAACGUCCUCCAAUGCCGGUGACGAUCAGAUGUUCAACUUUGACGAGCUGAUCCAGCCGCAGAUCGUCAUCAAGCAGCAGCAGGUUAAAUAGGUCCAUUAAUGAUAGUUUUUAGAGAGGAUACUUACGACAUAAUCAUCUUUCAUAUUGGGUAGGAAUCCAUUCGGCUUCCCCUACCUAUGUAUACAUAUGGUUCACCUUGUCAGGUGCGUUUGCAAGCUGCACUUUUAAAAGCACCUCUUGGUGAGUGGCUGCCGCGGCCUACAUUACGGGAUCCAUCCGGCGCACUCCGCAAGCAGCAGCAGCAGCAGCAACAACACAGCCACAACCACGUGACCUUUCCUGGAUCCAGCAGGAGUGGCAUCUGUAAAACAGAGGAAAGGACACACAUACACACACAUGCAUAUAGGUUGCGGUUGCACAUCCCAAGCAAAAGAGAGAAAGAGAGAGGUCAAUCGCGGCACCGUGUAAAUGUUAUUAGCUUGUACUAGCCUUUGGUUUGUCACACGGAAAGAAUGCUAUAAAUGAUGUGUGUGUGUGAGUGCAUGGUGUGUGUUAGAUUGCAUCUCGUUACAUUGUACAUAUUUUGGCGUAAACACACACACACACAUACACACGCUACUUUCUAAUCUACUCUGAAUUUCAAACCGUGUAGCCGUGGAAGUGAAGAAUGGGAGCGCGUGGACGAAUGAAUGAAAUUCGUCGCAUUAAUAAGGGCGAAUAAUAUUACGCAAAUAGAAACUACACACAAAUGCAGUGAGAGUGCGUGAAGAGAAUAGUGAAGGGAAGAUAUGGAUGAUCAAUACGAUGUUUGUUGUUAUGCAUUCUAAUCCAACACACGCACACACAUGUGAGCUACUGUUUUUAGGGGGUGGUUGAUACACGUGUGGCCGAACCACCCAGUCGAAAUGUAAAAAAGGGGGAAGAAACUGUUGUGUGUCCGUUGAGGAGCACACACGAAUGUGCAGACACACACACCCCCCAUCCAGACACAGCAACAGAGCGUGUAGUUUCAUUUGGAGCUUAGCUUUUCUCGAUUAUGAAGGGAAAUUUACGACAGCAUGAUAUGAUGACAGGCGUGCGCGCCUGUCUGCCUGCUGCCUACCUGUACAGGCCAUUUGUUUCGGUUUGUUUUAACCGUAAGACUUUUAACGAUAACAAAAAAACAAUGAUAAAAGGACUCUGCAGUGGGAAGAGAGAGUUAAUGCUGUUCAGCCAGAGGCUUUUCCCGACCGAUUAGGGACACAAAUUUUUAUCUUGCGUUUGCGUGCGCGUAUGUGUGGAAUGUUGCUUUAAUGCAAACCGCGCAAUGCUUUGGGCAAGAAGUUGCAAAUUAUUUUAACACACAUACACACACACACACACGAUCAAUAAUUCAUUCGGGCAUCAUUAAUAGCUUUUAUUGAUGACCGCAAGCGCGCAGGGAGUAGAAAAGAAAGAGUGUAGGGAGGAGGUGGAAGGAAACACUAUCCUUUGCACACACGCACGCACAUACGGUAUCAUUUCCUCUCAUUUUCUCCUUCAUUUACACACACACAUACACAUACGCUCGGACACUUUCAUCCUUUCUUCAACUUUUUAGAAACAACUUAUAUUACUUUUAUCAUUUAAGUUAAUACUAAUGCAUAUAUAUAUUAACAAAAACAAACGCUAGCUUUAAAUGCGAUAAAAAACAGUUAUGCGAGCGUGUGUGUGCGCAUAUGACCAUGUUAGCAUGCAUGUGUGUGUGUGCGCGCGUGUGUGUGAAUGUGUGGUGUGAUUGCGAGGGAUGAACGAAUCCUCGAAUGAAUGUGGAAAUUUAUGGAUUGUAAGUUUAAUAUUAGCUAUUUGUUAACAUACCGGAAAACGCUAGAAUAAUAAAGGCUCAAGAGCAGAGGAAAUGCACACACACAUACACUCACAUUGCUUGGAACAAAAACUAGAUUGCUCAGUCUUGUCUGGGCGUCCCUGGGCAAAUGCAUGAAUUUUGAAUGAGUGAAAAACGCGACCUUUUUGUUUUGGGUUUAAACAGUUUAAUAGAAGAGUGAGCUAUGAAAAUCCGUGAACUAGGUGGAAGAUAGACACACACACGUACGCACGCACAUAUAUGCUUACAUACUCUAGAGUACCAUGUGCACGGUUUUUUACAAACAUCAAAGCUGGCGUUGGCAGGUGUAGUGUAGGUAACAGCAGACGAUAGUUGCCGCGAUAAAAAUGCAGGUUUCUUUUUGUUUUUUUCUUCCUCCACAUAUGGAACGUGUCGUGUAGGUCAUUUUCUGUGUGAACGUUGAAUUAUUGGCUAAAAGGAAGACAGUUUCCGAGGUGUCCGACCUGAUGACGUCUCUUUCUAUGGUGUGAGGGGCAGUUGAUAGGCUCUGUAGAGCCACAGCAUCAAUGUAUGCUGCAUCUACAUAUGCUGCACACUAUCAUCCAAAGAUCCCAGCGCCGGUUGUUCUUAUCGUUGGACGUUUGGGCGCGUGUGUCUGUGUGUGUGUGUGUGCUCAUUUGAAGAUCUGAUUUGUGGCAUGUGGAAUGCGAAAAGUGGAGACAUGUGUAUGUGUGUGUGUCUGUGUGUGGCUGCUUGGGGUGUGUUUGGGUGUGCCCAUGGUGUGAUUCACAGCGCUGAGAUGGAAUGUUAUCAGAGUAGGCGCCACGGUGUGUGUAGAGUGUGCAAAAUGUAUAAUAGAAAUGUAAAUAUCAAUUUAAACACCCACAAUAGAACAACAGACACACGAGAAGUAGGAAGGAUCCUGCGUUUGCUUUAGUAAAAAGGCAACUCAAUAUCUUUUUUUUAAAUAGAAUACAGUAAAGAAUAUUAUUAGUUUGAUCUUAAUCGAAUCAAUACACGCGCACCCAUCCAACCGUAGAACCGAGGGAAAACAUUGCAUCUUUCCUAUCGUUCGACGAUAACAUUACAUGAAGAUGAGACGAACAGCAGGAAGGAUGUGAGUCGAAAACUAUAUUAAGCGCCAGCUUUCGUGGGAAAGAUCAUCUUUUGAAAAACAUAACACAACAGUCUAAAAAUGACGAUGAGGGGAAGGUGGAGGAGAGUGCGUUUAGAGUAAGAGUUCACAGGAAUUAAGAAACUGCAUCUUCGUCGCGCCCCUCCCCCCCCCUUCUUUUUUCCCGCAGCAGGAUUAGAAGUAAUAGAAGAGACCAAAAUAUUGUUUUGAGUGUAAGCAUCUAUUUUCUUUUUCUUUCAUUGUUGUUUUUGCAAUAACGCCAUUCGUUUUUAAAAGAACGUGUACAUCAUCUUUCUUUGCACGAUUUAAACUCUUUUUAUAUUAAAUGCCUAGUUUUAGUUUUAUUGUCUUAUCAUUAGUGUUAUUAAUACAGUACAACACACACAUGCUUCUGAGUUCUAGUUUAUGUUCUGUUUAGUUUUA